This is a messenger RNA of Cuscuta epithymum, 2112 nucleotides long. The record is from the annotation of a GenBank genome assembly. NCBI's taxonomy places the organism in Eukaryota, Viridiplantae, Streptophyta, Magnoliopsida, Solanales, Convolvulaceae.
UAUGAGUCCUCCUGCCUGAUUUAUAUAUAUUCGUUUCCCAUUUAGAUGUAUGAAUGAUAAUAAGAGAGGGCAGAGGUGGGUAGGGAUUAUUGGAUGAUGACGAUGGGGAGGGGAGAAAUAAGGAUAUCAUUAUUAGUAUUGCUGGCGGCGGCGGCGGAGGGAUACGACUACGGUGACGCUCUGAGCAAGACUCUGCUGUUUUUCAAAGCCCAGAGGUCGGGCAGAUUGGGGAGCGACAAUUCCAUCAAUUGGCGUUGGGAUUCAGCACUGUCUGAUGGAAAGGCUGAGGGGGCGGAGUUGGUGGGAGGGUAUUAUGACGCCGGAGACAAUGUCAAGUUUGGGCUGCCCAUGGCCUUUGCCAUGACCAUGCUCUCCUGGGCCGCAGCAGAUCACUUCUCCACCCAUUCCGAUUUGUUUGAUGCCAUCAAAUGGGGCACCGACUACCUCAUCAACGCUCACACCCAACCCAACACAUUAUUCGUACAGGUGGGAGACGGAGACUCGGAUCAUUUGUGUUGGAUGCGGCCAGAGGAUAUGACAACCUCCAGGACCGCAUAUAAGAUCGACGAGGCGCACCCAGGCUCAGAUGUUGCAGGCGAAACUUCGGCUGCUCUUGCUGCCGCCUCCAUCGCAUUCAAACAACGCGACUCUUCCUAUUCUCAUACACUGCUACAGCAUGCCCAGCAGCUUUUCACGUUUGCUACGGCACAUAAAGGAUCUUACCAGGACUCAAUCCCAGGUGCUUCGAAGUACUACAAGUCUUAUCAGAAUGAGGAUGAAGUGGUAUGGGCAGCGGCUUGGCUGUACAAGGCAACAAAUGAGAGACAGUACCUGGAUUACGUAGUGCAAAAUGCAGCGUCUGUAACCGAUGAUUGCCAGAUGAAGGAGGUUUCGUGGGAAACCAAAUGCGGGGCGGUUCAGGUGCUGGUGUCAAAGAUUUACAUGGAGGAAAAGCAGGAGCUGCAGGGGCUGCAGAAAUACAAGGAGAGAGCAGAUUUCUUCACCUGCGCCUGCAUGCAGAAGAACCAGAAUGCCGCGGACAACGUGGAGCUCACCCCGGGAGGCCUGAUCUACGUCCGUCCCUGGAACAACUUGGAGUACGCCUCCGCCAACGCAGCCGUCAUGGCCAUCUACUCCAAGUACCUCGACGGCCGCGGCGUGAGGUGCUCCAACGGCGAAUCCCUCACUGACGACCAAAUCCUGGAGGCCGCCCGAUCUCAGGCGGACUACAUCUUGGGCAAAAACAGGAUGGGCAUGAGUUACGUGGUCGGGGUCGGCCCCAAAUUUCCUCAGCGAGUUCACCACAGAGCUGCCUCCAUUGACGUCAACAGCGAAGCCUACCGACAACUGUCUAUGGACGGCCCUGAACGCCUCUGCGCUGGCGGCUACGCCAAGUUUUACCCCACCUCCGAUCCAAAUCCCUACGUCAUCACCGGAGCCCUUGUCGGCGGUCCCGCCAAAGACGACACCUAUCUUGAUGCGAGGGAUAGCUACGAACAGUCCGAGCCAACCCUGUCUGGCACCUCCACUGCGUCCCUGCUCUUCGCCGUCUUGUCCUCGUCACAUAACCAUGGCGCCGCCGCCGCCGUGCAGCUCAUGCACUCCAUAGUUUCCAAGUGGAGCGUCGGGAACACCCAGUACUGCCACCACAAGGUUGUGAUCACAGCUGCUAAUAGCAACACAACCAUUACGGAUCUCAAGUUCAGGAUUGACCACCUCUCCCCUGGAACCACUCUAUGGGGGCUGUCCAAGCUGCCGCCGCAGGAUAACGAGGCCGGCAUCUUCUACGCCCUCCCUCCCUGGGCAAAUUCUAUCCAUUCUACUUCAACGCAUACUGUUCUUUAUGUCCAGCGUUGCCAGCAAGCCAAGAUUUCUCUUCUCAGCUACCGCCAGCUCUAGCUACCUCAUACCUCCAUCUCCAUCAUCAGAUCGAGAAAUUAAUUAAACAUGCAUGCAUGCCCCAUUACUAUAUACAAUAAUACGGAGUAAUUCAUAAUUACUAUAGAAUCUAUCUUCAAUUUAUCUAUGACCAUCAAUAUAUGUAUCGCUACGCUACUUUAAUUCUCAUUGGUCACCAACCGCUAGCUGGCCCGCUUUUAAUUAAUCUUGCUC